Pocillopora meandrina is the source of this 9333-nucleotide messenger RNA. The record is from the annotation of a GenBank genome assembly. NCBI's taxonomy places the organism in Eukaryota, Metazoa, Cnidaria, Anthozoa, Scleractinia, Pocilloporidae.
AUGGCUGAUGACUUUGAUGUAGAAGCAAUGCUUGAGGCACCAUACAGAAAAGAGGUGAGUUGAUAUAGGGUUUUGGUGAAAUUUAGUCAAAGCACUUACAUGUAGUAAAAACCACUGAUGUCUUGAAUGGGUGGCCUUGCUCAUGCUUUUCCUCCAUGGUUUUUCAAUAAGGUCUGAAGCAAAUCAUAAUGAAAAAGUUAAAAGCAGGUUUCUGAAGGCAUUUCAAACCCAGACAGUCAUUAUUAGCAAUGAGAUAUGAACAACUUGGUAAUGGAGAUUUGAAGUGACUUAUAAUUUUCUGUCAUAUUGGACAAAAGUAAAAGAAAUGGAAACUGGCUUAAAAAUCUGUAUUCUGUUCAAAACUCUUUAUAAGAAAUUUGUAGGAUAUGAUUUUUUCUCGUUAUUAUAAUAACUUUUCCCCAAAAGUUUACUGAAAUUUUAGAUUGUGGCAGUCAGUAUAUCUUUGAGCUAGCUUCUUUCUUGCCCAGUCAUCUGACCCCAGUAUCUUAUUUUCUGUUUUGUAGACUUGAAAUUACAGCACAACCAGCCCUUUGAGGUAGUUACAGACCACCUCGACUGACACAAUCGUUGUAUUUAUGAACUGCGCUAUACUGGGCUAACCUUUUGUGUCAUUUUUGUUCUGAUUUUAUUGAAAAUAAAUAAAACUUCAUUCUCCCAUUUGAAUUAAAUUUCUUAACAAAAAUUUUAAGGCAAGUAUUUUGCAGAUCCUUUCACUAAAAGGAUGAGGUCAUGAACUUUCAAAGCUUUCAGAUGCAUUAUUAAUUUUCUACAAGAAGGCUGUGUUUAAAAAAAAUUUACACACUGUACAUUUUUCUGACUAGACUGAGUGCCUUCUUCCUAGCUUUUGAGAUGAACCGUUGAGGUGGGUAUGUGGUGCUCAGAUUCUUUUAGCAUUCACAUUCACUGCAGUGUUGUCAUCAUGCAUCAGUUACUGUGCCAGCAGUCGUACCAUCAAUAACAUAGUAAUAUAAUUGUAACAUAGCAAAGCAAACGACCAUAUUUCUGUUUACCUAGGUUCUCCCCAGGGGUAGACUUAUGUAAAAUCUGUGGUUUGUAGCAAGAUUAUCUUGGAAAUCAUGAACCAGGAUAAUCUACUGGAUGUAUGUUUGGUGUCUCUUUUAUGAAGAGAGAUUGUCUUCUUCUUUCUUUUAGACUCCUCCCUCUCAAGCAAACGGGAAGGGUGACUCAAACCGGACAAGUAGUGAUGGGGAAGAGAGAAGAAAACGGUAAGAUUACAAGAGGGGUGUUCUCCUUACUCAAGGAGUCUUAUCUCUAAAAUGUAAAGCCUUUGCAUUCGCUUAUCCAGAUGAACUCUAGAAACAGACACCAAAACACCGUCAGGUUUUUAUUCAGCUCAUGUAAUUCCAUACAUGGUGGAAGGGUUGCAAAGGGACAUAAAGGAUGCGAAGUCAAUUUAUCAGACCACUUGAUCAGUGCUCAAGGUGAAGAUACAUGUACACCUAACAAGCUUCUUCAGUUUUGCAGCACCUCAUGACAACCAAGCAAUGUGAAAUCUGAGCGAAUAUUUCUGUUUUCGCCCUAGGUAGAAAUUUUAGGUUAUGCAAGGCAUAAUUACAGCGGAUGAUCACUGGACUACAAGAUGUCUGGUUUUUGAUGUUAACAGGUUGAAGUAAAUGGCCAUUCAGGGGAGGGUUGGAGUGUACUCUUUUUUAGAUUUCAGCCUAAAUUUGUAACAAGGCAGAAGUUAAAAAAGCAGGACUACUAGUCAGGAAAACCAUACUCUGAAAACAUUAUACAGUUUCUACACUUUUCUAUAAUUGCCAAGUUAUUAUCACCUGGCAAAAGUAAAUGGCAGAGAUGCCUCUAUGCGUAGAUGGUUGCUGAUCAUCUGAUUGAGAGAAAAUUAGAAAAAAGUAAAGUCUUUUUUAUACCUUUAUAGUACAUAAUUCCUGAGUGUAGCAAACUAAUGUUGUUGAUUGAAGUUGCAUUGAUUGUGAGUUGGCAUAUUGAUGUUGACAGCUUGGUUGAUAUUUACAGGGAAUACCCAAUAGAAUUUUAAAAGCCAAAAGUUAAUCUUUUGUUUCAUAGGUUGGAAUUAAAUGCACCAUAGUUUUUGCUGAUUAAGUUGUAAUAGCAACAGUCUUGUUCAUUCCUUGGUUCCCAGUAUAGAGCUGCACUAAGCUUAGACAUUUUGGACUGAUCAAAAUUUUUUUUACUUGCUCUGAAUAAGCUACAUUUGCUUCAUCUUCCUAAGUUAACAUUUUCCUUCUACAGUGUAGCUUCAGAUGUGCCAUAACAUGUUUUCUCUCAUUUCAAACAGUUGUUUGCAUCUGAACAUGAUCCACUAAGAGCAAAUAAAGGUAUUGUAUUAUCUACAACGUCAGUGUUACGCUGCAAAAAUCCUGGCCACCAGAAGGAAAGCAUCUUGUUAAUAACCUUUAUUGCCUACUUUUUGCCAAUCUUGGGUAAGAGGGCAAAAAUCUUGUAAAAGUACUGCAAAAAGUUUCAAUAUAUCCCAAGGGGUAUAGGCUUAAAAGCCCGUAGUUGUCUCAAAAUAUUUAUCAAACUGUUCUGACUGUUUUUCUCGGUACUUUUGUCAACAGUAGUCAUCGAAAUCGGAGUCGCAGUAGAAGCACUGGAAGGUAACUCUUCUGUUCUCUGUUUGAUGAGUAGCACAAUCACCAUGCCCAUAGGGGGUUGACUGCAAACUUUCAAUUAUUUCUUCUGUUUUACAUUUUCAUUGAAGCCAAAUCUUUGCUUACAGGUAAAGUUGUUCUUAUUGAUUAUUGUAAAAGCAAAAAAUCAGAAAACCACAUUACUGUCUUCGGGAAAAUACCCGUGAAAGAUGAAAAAUCGAGCCAAUUUUGGUUGUAACGCGUAACACAAUAUCAGUGGUAAAAUUUUUGAAAUACAGUUUCCACUGAAAAGAAAGCUCGUUUGACUAAACAAAUUACACCUAAUGAUAACACACAAUAAACACUACAUUUGAGCAAAACUUUGACAUUUCAAGUUAAUUACAACGAAUAGAAAAGAUUCGUCAUUCUUAAGUAUCCUUUGUGUAACGCUGGGUUUCAGAAUUUGGAAGUACACCAAGUUGUUGUCCGUAGAUUGACUGAACUGGAAUCCUGUGGGAACAAAAACACAUUAACCAAAUGCUCAUACUUGGUGUUCUAAAAUAGCGAAAAAUCAGUCUAAAGGAUUGACUAUAAACGGAGAAAUAUCAGUGUAAAACAGUCGCUACGGUUUUUUAAAACCUGAUUACGCAAUAAUAUUUUUCUUCAACUUACCUUCCCCUUCGCCACUAUACUUCAAACACGGCGAAGUCGGGUUUCAAAAUCGAUUACACUUCAAUGCUCAUAAGUUUCUCUUGUCAUUUCCAAGUUUUCGGGUCCAUAUCUUUAGAAACGGCCAAAAUAUUCACUUUUGACCAAGUCGCUACGCUUUUUACCAUGUUGACGCCAUAUUGAGAACGAAGUCUCGCCACAAAUGCCACCAAAAGCGCUAUGAAAUCUGCUGUUUGCUCUGCCAUUUUCGCCUUCAUCUUUUCAUCUCCGUGUCGAAAAUAGCUUGGUAACUGUAGGCGCAAGAAUUUGUAUUAUCAUUUUUUGUUAGUGUUGGUGUUUCAUAGUUUUGUGUUAGAUGUUUACUUUCUUGUCUUCAUUAGUGUCCUUUGUCAGUUACCAGUUUUGCACUUGUAAUAUUUAUUUGCAUAUCGUAUAUAUAUUGGUUGCAUGUAAUUUAUUUGGUUAGUUGUCUAGUUUGCAAAAAUUAUCGUUACAUAUCUAGCUUUCAUGUUUUCGUCUUUGGUUUGGUCACAUUCGUCUUGUAAGUAUCCUUGUUUAUUUCGCUUUGUCGUUUUCCAGUACUUUCACUCAUACGAUGUAAGUUAUUUUAUGCUCAUUCGUGUGUUUGUAGUUUUGUCAUUUUCAGUUACCGUAUUCAACAAUGUGUCAAGUUUGUUCUAGUAAAGUUUGAAAUACGAGUGAUUAGCGUUUGCGGCUAUAGUAACCUUUCCUGUUUUGGCGGUUUCUGCGACGUUAUCAAGGGUCGCCGGGUCUUCAAGCUCAAUAAUUUUUCUGAGAUUUAGCAAUCUGUAAAAAUCGCUUCAAGUGCGCUUGACAAGAGGUAUGGUUAACGAAAAGGAAGAAAAGCUUGCGAGGAUCAAAGAGUGGAGGAGGAAAAAGCAGGAAAAGAAUAGUCUAAGGAAUCUAAAAUAUAAUGAAAAGAAUCACAAAAAGAGAGCUGAAUUUCCAAGAGAAAAAUGGUGAUGUGAUCUUCAAGUUGUAAAAAGAGGCAGAAAGUCUGUUUUUAGAGUGCCAGUUGAUCUCACUGAGGAGAUACUAGCCUCCAUGUAAUGCAAAAUGUUAUUAUUUCUACUUUUUACUAUGUCAGUGAACUCGAAAUUGAUUAUUUGUGAAAAAGACCACACCCACAAGGGAUUCUGGGUAAAUACAAAUUUGAAUCAAAUGUGACAAAAAUAAAAUAGUUUGAAAUAAAUCAGUUGUAAUAGUAAAUGGGAGUUUAAAAUAGACCUAAAGAAGUGAUUUUGUCCCAAACUAGCAAUUUUCACAUUUUCCGUACAUGUUACAGAAGUGGGUAUGGUGAUUGUGCUACUCAUCUUUGGAAUUUAACAAUUUGAUUUUUCUUCUCUAAUGAACUUGUGUUAGAAUUGUAACUUAUUGUUAGGUUUGAUAAUUUCAGGAGUCGGAGACGUCGUAGCCGUAGCAGAAGCCAGGAGAAGUAAGACUUGUUCUAUUCAGUAGAACUUAUUAACCCUUUUUGGUGUUUGUAUCUAGUUCAACUGUUAAUUUAGGAGUUUGUGGGAACUAACUGCAUUGUUUGGAAGAUUGAAUGAGACUUGAUGAUGGCUUUUCCACACAGCUCAUGUCAACCCAUCUGGCCCAAUGUAUACACUUGUCAGCUUUCACCAAUGCUUUCCAUGUGACUGCAUGCAAAGGGGCAUAUAGCGCAUUUCAUCUUUUAAUUAAUAUCAUUGUUAUUAUUAUUCAAGGGAAAGUUUUUUCAAAUAGAUAUUGAAACUAUGGUCACUUUUUAAUGUUUUAGAGCUCGGAGAGGUCGGAGUCGUUCAAGAGAUCGUGACAGGUACAGAUAUACUUUUUGUACUUUUUUCUUAUUGCUAAUGGAUGGUCAAUUGUUUGACACUUAAGUCUACCAGAUUCUUUAUAAUUUCCAUCAUUUGUCAACUAUGACUUUCUUUCUUGUUGCCUGGUUUCAGAAGGCGUAAACGUCAGAGCAGUAGCGGGAGUAGAAGCCGUUCAAGAAGCCCAGACAGAAGGCGCAAAAGGUUGGUAAAGCCUAGUCAAAUAACUUGUGGAAGAAAUGUUUUAAUCAAGUCCUUAAGCUGUUCCAUUACUAGUUGUUUAGUUCUGCAAACAGGGAAGGUCCUGAACUAGUUUUCUUUUGUUAAUCAGUUUCUGUAAUGCGUCAAAGGUUCAUGAUUGCUGCAGGGUGUGAAAUUAGGGCUGGUUAACAGACAAUACUCGGCCAAAUGAAGGUUUUGUUUGGUCUACUCCUUGGAUGGCUGGAAAGUUCAUGUAAUAGUUUAUUAGUGAAAAGAGGAGGUAAUUCCGAGCUGAAUUUAGGUUUUAAAAAUGGCUUAAUGGGUUAGGGUUAGGUAUCACUUUUCCUGAGUUGAGUUCAAGGAUGCUUGUACAAUAUAAGCAUGGUAACAUUGUUUGGGGGAGAGGUGGGUGGGGUAGAAUAAUUUGAUGUUUGUGAAAUCAUGUCAAGUGACCAAAGACUUUUAACCUGCAUUGUACAUGUAGUUAGGUUAACCCUUUGUUAAAUGAAAAAGCAGAAAAUUUUGAUGGACCUUGUUUUUGUUUUUGUUGGUUAUGUACCAUGGUGACCUUUUUUUGAGAGGAAAUUUGGGGGUAAAAUAUCAUGAAUAUAAUUUAUUAAGAUGUGUAUGAACCUUGUCCUUCACUCUUACAUUCUAGCCAUGAUCAGAGAGAAAGACGUGAUAGAAAAAGAAGUGUAAGUCGUAGUCCAAGUCCAUCAAGUCAUAAGAAGAGGGAUGAAGCAGAUGGAGGCAAUAGUGGCACUAUUGUACAGCGUCUUGAAAGGUAACAUAAUUUCCUUGAAAAUCUCGAUUAGUGUUGUUUUAUAUUUUUUAAAUAGUGCUAAACUUAGGAAGAGUGGAUUGGCUUUCUUCCUUCAGUGACCAUAUCAUCACAAAUAUAGUAUAGUUUCAGUUCAACCAUUUCUACAGAGGAGAAACUGAAGCUCAGUAGUAUUAUGACUUUUCUUUUAGGAGGGAGCUAAAGCCUGCAGAGGAUAUAACGCCAGAGGAGAGGGAUGCUAGAACAGCAUUCUGCAUGCAGCUGGCAAGAAAUAUCAGACCUAGAGAUCUGGAAGAAUUUUUUUCAAAAGUGGGCCAGGUAAGCAGUGAGAGGAAGGGUUGCUUAUAUUCAUCCACUUGUAUAUGUUGCAUUGCAUUCCAUUUUGUCCUGUGUUGGGGUUAGUAAUGCUAUAGGUAAUUUAUUUACUUUAUUAUCUUAGGUUGCUGAUGUGCGGAUUAUAUCAGAUCGUAACUCAAGACGGUCAAAAGGAAUUGCUUAUGUGGAGUUCACUGACAGAUCAGCUGUGCCUCUGGUGAGUUUUUGCAUGAAAUCCACUGUAGUGGUGUGAAGUGCAGUAAUGUUGCUGAAGUUGACUCCACAACAAAACCAACUUGAUUUAACCUGGUCACUGAACAGGGCAUCAAACUAAUAGUUGAGGGUGUCAUUGCCUGCCUUUGUUUUCUAUUGUUUUUUUAUGUUGUUGCAGUGUUGAUGCUGAGUCUUGUUUGUGUGCAUGAACUUUUCAUUUUCAUAGGCAAUAAACCUGUCUGGUCAGAAACUCUUAGGAGCCCCAAUUAUGGUGAUGCCUACCCAAGCAGAGAAGAACAGAGCAGCAGCAGAGGCUGAAAAGCUCAAGGCUCCACCAGGACCUACAAGACUAUAUGUUGGAUCCCUUCACUUUAACAUCACAGAACAAAUGAUAAAGGCAAUAUUUGAACCCUUUGGAAUUGUUGAUAGUGUACAGCUUAUUUAUGACUCUGAGACAGGAAGGUCGAAAGGCUAUGGCUUCUUACAGUUCAGAGAUGCUGAUGCUGCAAGGCAAGCCAUGGAUCAGAUGAAUGGUUUUGAACUUGCUGGAAGGCCUAUGAAGGUUGGGCCUGUAACAGAGCGAGGGGACUCAUCUUCCUAUUCCUUCCUGGAUGAUGAGGAGUAUGAAAAGGGUGGUGUUGAAUUAAACUCCACUGCGAGGGCUGCUCUCAUGGCUAAAUUAUCUCAGGGUCAUUCUGCCGGUAAGUGCACCUGGCGAUAAAAAUGGAAAAGAAUCUCUUCCUGCAUUAUGCCACCACCAUUCUGAGAUUUCACUAAAGUGUUCCUUAAGUGGCUACUAGUUAUACAUUUAGUGGAAUUUUAAUUGUUGUUUGUUGUAAGAACUGUACAAUUGAAGUCUUAAACAACUCACUUUUUUAACUUGCUCAUGAUAUGCAAAUGAAGAAAUGAUUCUCAUCUGUAAACUGCAAGAAAGGAAGUGAUUCCAACCUGUGCCUCUCGGAAUGAAGUUGUGCACUAGUACAAAAUGAGUGAAGAGGCUGUGAUGUGAGCAAGGCAAGACUUGGGGUGUUUGAUCUUGGAAGGAAUUUUCUCUCAAUUAAAUAAAGUAGCUAAUACUUGUGGAUGAGCCUUUCAAAACUCCUCUCACUUCCAAUGUGUGGCUUUUUUUUCUCUUUCAGUAGCAUUCAGGUAAUGGGUGAAGAUUUAUUGAUUUAUUUUGCCUUUCUAGGUCUUCAAGUGCCAGGUGUUCCCCCUGCUGUUGUUGGUGUACAACAAGCUAUGACAGCACCUGUAGCCAUUCCCCUUCCUACACCCUGUAUCAUGCUGUUAAACAUGUUUGACCCUACCAAGUAAGUAGCAGCUUCCCUCUUAAACUUUUCAUGCUGUACUCCAGUCCUUGUACUGUACAUGCAUAUGUGUAUGCAUGUUUUGUAGGAGAGUACAGCUGGAAGUUCCUGGAUGUCACUUUGAUGUGAGAGGAAUAGUUACCAUAGUUUGAGUAGGAAAGCCUUCACAUGGUCUGAGGCAUUAGCCAUUGUCAAUUUUCUGUCAAAGCAUUUACCUUUGGUAGUGGUUAUUAAUCUUGAAAAAGUUUUUAUUCUGGAAAGAAGAUCAGAGUGGUUUUAUUUGUUUCAAUAGAGAGAAAGACCCUGAUUGGGAUGCUGACAUUCAAGAUGAUGUAUUGGAAGAAUGCACAAAAUAUGGUCAUGUGUAUCACAUUCAUGUGGACAAGACCUCUACCCAGGUUUGUUUGAAGCAAAUAAUAUGUGCAUAGAGCAGCUGUGCAUGGACUUAGACUGGUCUUAGUUGCAUUCUUCACCACUGCAGCAAGGGCUCGUCAUGUGUAAUUUUUUUUCAAAUCUUAUAAAAAUGGAAAAAUGUUAAAGAACUUCCUUGCCCCUUCGAAGUGGUCCAAGUGCGAGCAAGGCUCUUGAAUUAUUAACAGUCUCCUUAAGCUGAUAUUUGCAUUUAUUUACAGGGAGUCGUGUAUGUGAAAUGUAGUAAUGCUGAAGUUGCUGCCAGUGCUUCAAAAGCCCUCCACGGCAGAUGGUUUGCUGGUAAGUGAUACUAAAGUAAUGUUACUGGUGUGAACGUUUUAGUUUAGAUCGUGUUGGCUGAGCUAUUUCCUGGUUUAUAGCGUAGAAACCGUUGCAGUGGAUUCGAAUAAUUAACUUCUUCAACUAGCGUCAAAGCAGCAAAAAUAGUAGCUGUGUGCUGAUACUGUGCACUGGCUAUGGAAGAAGUAGCGGAAUCAGUAAGGUUUCACGUCGGCGAAAAGGCUUACUUGUGUCCAUGCAUACGAACAGAAAGUGUCUGAUGGUUUGUCAGUUGUAAAGCAACUGAUCCCUCUAGUGUCUGUUAGAUUUUCACGCUUCAGCAUCUUUGUGUAGAGCGAAGCAAAACGAAAAAUUUUCUUCCCUCAACUUGUUAUCUCGGAUAAGUAUCGAUGGAUAGUGUCUUAGAGGGGUCGCUAUUCCACUGAAAUCUAUUAGUAAGGUAUUCUCAUGAGGGGUUUUCAAUUCUUCAACAAAUGCAUUCGGUCAGAAAGGUUAAAUUUCUCAGAGAACUACCAUAAUCAUUUAUGCGCAAGCAGAACAAAAUCAGUCCAGCACCUGACGCCAAAACCAUGAGGGUUUUUAUCAUAGAAUACUAAAGUUCUUUUUCUUUAUCAUUGAUAGGGAAGCAAAUUAUUGCAAGAGCAGUUCCUCUCGCAAACUACCACAGCAUGUUUCCUCAGGCAGUGUCGAUGGUGAAGCCGUUGCAACCAUCCACGUUUUGA